Struthio camelus australis is the source of this 4694-nucleotide messenger RNA. The record is from RefSeq and is a predicted model, not a curated record. Lineage: Eukaryota; Metazoa; Chordata; Aves; Struthioniformes; Struthionidae.
AUGGCCCGAUGCAGCCGAAAGCCGCAGAAGCAGCAGGCCUUGCCCCCAGCACCCCCUUUGCUAGCCGAGCAAGCACUCAAACCGCUCACCCCGGAGCAGCCCAGCGGCGAACACACGUUCGCGGACGGCCUGGAAUACAGAGAGAAAAACUGGCAUUACUGCGACGGCUACGACAGAAGGUUUCACACAGAAAUCUGCUCGGGUCUCAAACCGGCAGGCAUUUCCCAGCUUACAAAUUUGGAUCCUCCUCGAAAAAUCCCCGAAGGAUGUUACGACUGUGGUGAUGGAUUCUAUAAUCCUAUAACCAGAGUUAUCAUUGACUACAAAUUCAGAUUUCUGAGAAAUGCAGAUGACGAUGAACAUGAAUGGAUUGUUCGGACCUGCCGGAAAGGUUGAGAUAAAAUAACUGGAAAUAAAUUUAAACUAUGAAAACAGCUUUUUGCUAGAUGAUAAUAUUACAAAGUAGGUAAUUUGAUUCAUGAUAAGUCUAAUUUGUCCUUGUGGAUUUGUAUCAGCUUUUCCCUCUAUAGGAAUAUAAUCUUUUUGUCAUCUUUGUCAGCAUAAACAAAAAUGGAAAUAAUCAUUUAAUCAGUCAUUCUGAAAAAAAGCCAUGGAAAAAAAAGCAGACUGUACUCAUAAUAUUAUUCCUGAGAGGUGUGCAGUGUAGUAUACAUACACAUUAUUAAGCCUGAAAACAAUUUGUUAAAAAGAGUGCCUCAAAUUCAAUGUCAAAGUCAUUCAAAUCCAUCUUAAUCAACAUUAUUUUCCCAGAUUUUAGUUAGCUGUCCUGGUGAAUUCCUUUCCUCUCUUUUCGCUCAGUACUUUGAUAUUGAUUGAUCAUUGUAAUAAUGUACACCAGAGGUAUUCUUUAAUGACUGGUUUGCUAACUAGGAAAUUAUAUCCAUUUACUACGAACGUUUGUUGAACUCUCCUGAAGCCAGAGUUUAACAAAAUAAUAAAAGAGGAAAACUGGGUGGGUUGCUGCUUGAUUAGUAAGCCAGAAAGUAUUUAAAAAUAAAAUAAAAUGGAAUUACAUCAUUUUCUGGAUGUGAGUGCCAGCACUUCUACUUGCAUUAACUUUAUUUAUUACACAAAUAAGACAUUUACAAAGCACAACAUUAAAAGUAUGUAACAAAACAGACAUUGGUUUUACAAAAAAGUGCUUACAAUUUAGUUUUACUUUUUUAAAAUAAAUAUUAGUCUUGACUGUCCACUCAUUCAGAGAAUUUUUUUAACCAUUGUAGCCAAGACAUGCAUAAUUGCAACAUGCUACAGCAAAAUGAUUGGCUGAUGAAAUAAAACUGAUGUGUCUGUAAUUGGCAUCAUACAGCUAUAUCACCGAUAGUAGUGCAGGAUUGAUUCCCACUCCCCCAUCCCAACUAGUGAGUUGUGUAAGCACCUUUAGCUAGGGCAUUGGGGUUAACCAGCGUGAGCCAAAAAAAAAUUUUGGUAGCAAAACUGUAAACCGUUCCACUUUCAGACCCUCACCAUAUUUAAUUACCAUAUUAAAUGUGAGUGAAAAGCCUUUCAUUGGCUAUCUUCAUUGGAUUUUGUCUGCAACAGUUUUUGUAAAUAGCAACUGGAAAAGUUGAAUACAUAGAGUCUGCAUUACUGCAGCAGAACCCAUUUGGCAAUUACUGAAUAAACUAAAAAAAUGAGAAGGAUUUUUUAAUUUUUUUUUUUUUUAAUCUAUAGACAGGAGAUGAAUGCAAAUGACCUGAGAUAAGGUUUGGUUCAGUGGCAACAGUCAGUGUGAAAUGUGUUCUGAAACAAUGUAUUGAAUAAAUUAAAGGAUUUCUUACAUUCUUGGUACAGUUGAGUAUUUUCCAUACACAUAAUUAGCUCUAAAACUGCACAAGCUGAAUUGCUUCCAGUUUUUGCAAACAAUUUGGGCUUAAUAUAAACAGAGCCUGAUUUCUGAAUUAGCAAAGCUGCUCCUGGCUACUUGCUGGGGAAACUGCCCUUGAGCACAGUUUGUACAGUGCAAUACACUGCAUGUCUAGUGGUGAUUCCACUACACAUAUUUGGUCAGAAACAUCUACGUUACCUUAGCCCUGUGCAUUGCACGCUGGUCCUGUCAGCGGUAUCAGUUACAAAAACUUUGAUAUACAGUACAUUUCACAAGUGUUUUUUUUUUUUUUGAUCAGUAACUAAGUUGCUAUUUAGCAGAUACAUACUUAAUAGUCUCCCUUUCAUUGCAUUGCUGAGCCAGAAGAUAAAUGCAUCAGACCAUUUUCUCUGUCAGCAAAACAGUUGUGGAAAUCUCAAGUACUGUGGGAUGUCAGGUCAAGUUACAGCCUGGAGUCUCUCCUUCAGUCUUCCAACGAAUAGCUACCCAUUAGUUUAUAGCACUAAUUCCACAACUGAACAAUCAUUAGAACGCGCAAGCACAAAUGGAGGAGAACGUUGGGCCCUGGUGACCCCUGCCAACCACCUUCAACUUCUCACAGCUAUUUCAAGCAGACACAGCAACUACUACAACCUUGCAAUAAUAAAUACUGAGAAUCAGAACGCUCCACUAACAGCCAACAAAACGCGUGCCAGGCCUUUUGCUCGUUGCUAUAGCCAAGGAGAAAAGCAACCAAAACAGAUGCAACUUUUGACUGUUCUCUCACCAAAGGGACACUUCUGGAGCAGUGGUUCCGGGCAGGUCAUGGCUGCAGCAGUGUCUUGUCAUUGUUUGUACACAUUGGAAACAAUUAUUUGCUUGCCAAGAGGUUACAAUAAUAUAUUGCAGGCCUAAUUUCCUCCCUGCUUUUGAAUAUUAUUUUAAGUUGGGAGAUAGAGCUGCUAGCUGUUUGUUGCGGUUAAUCAGAAUACUGGCCUAACUGUCCAAACUGUUACCAUCACUGCAUAGAUAGAUAUAUGUAUUAAUAUAUGUGUGUGUGUGUGUGUGAGAUAUACACACACACACACACACACACACACACACACACACAUAUAUACACACACAUAUGCAUAUAUAAAUAUAUAUAUGUACAUAUAUAUGUGCAGCUGUUUCAACAAAUAUGGAUAAGUGUUUGUAUUCAGUUACUUUUCAGACGGAGACUCCAGCUCUCCCUGCAGCUCGCGCUGCGGUCGUGGUGGCGAGCGCUUAGCUGGAGCAGUCUGUUGCCCAGCGGCAUCGCAGCACCUGUAGGGCAGGGCCAGGGAAAGGCUUGCCAUGUUUGCAACGCUGCCCGGCCAAACCAGCGGGACGGCUGCCCGCUCGGCCGACGCUGGAGAUUGAUCCAGGUUCUCCCGGAGAGAAAAACACAUGUAUCUACAGUCUGAAUUAAAAACAAGUUAUGUAACUGAUGGAUUCCUGUCUUCUGUUCCUUGGGCACAGUUCGCUCCCAUUACACAUUAACUGUGGCUCAUAGUAGGCUUUCACAUUUUUGGAAAUGCUGCCUCCACCAGCGUGCGUACAUGGAGAGAGGUUUUGUUAUAGACCUAAUCUUGGCUUGGUGCAAACUGAGAAGGGUUGGCAAAUGUUAGUUGUUUACUUUUUGUUAUUACCGUCAAUGAAGUAUCAUUUCAGAGCUUUUUCCCUGAUCUGGGGCCAGAGUGCUGAGUACUUCCUUUGUUGUUGCAAGGGGGCUGCCUCCGAGGGUGAGCCCUGCAUUGCCUGCUCCUCUGAGAGCAGUCGUUCUGGACUGUGCCUUCGGCCGAGGGCUUGGCAGAAGCAGCAGCGAUACGCCAGCAACGGAGAACAACACAAGGGCAGAGGUAAGCAGCCAACGCUGCCAGAUGAAAGGACAGGCCGUCACGUUGCUGUACACUCGGCUAGUGACUGUUCCUGCUGGCCUUACAGGCACUGUUGUUUCCACUUUCUUAACCGGUCUCUGAUUUCUGCCCAACUGUUUUCACUGACUGAACUUGUUGCUGGAGUCCCCCUCGCGGGGUCCAUACCAGAGCAAAACAUUUCUACACAUUCAUGGGCCAGCCCCCACUCAGGAUGUCCCAGUCCCAGUGCAUUACGUGGCUACGAGGUUUGUGUAGGUGCAUUCUUCAAUCACCCAUUCAUGAUCCAAUACGACUCCCAGGAAAUAAAGUAGUUUGUUAAUAAGAUUUAAGAAUAAAAAAUGAUGAUUUGGCAGAUGGCUGUGAGAUAAGAGAUAUAUUCAGUGCUCUGAGAACAAGUUGGCAAUGAAAACCAUCAGAGUGCUAAACGUGACUCUGCCACCAACCCCCACUGCCCCUUUCAGUUUAGGACAUCUCAGUUUCCCCUCCUAAAAAAUGGGGGGGAAAACCCUAAGAUUUACUUACCUUACAGAGCGAGCAAAGGACAUGUGGUUCUAAAGCACUUUGAGGAGGAAGAGAAACUGCCUACUUCCAGCGGGCAUCAUGGUUUCCACUUAGUGGAGUCACAGCUACCAAUGCACUUGGCUCAGGAAGUUCUGCAUAUGUAUUAAGCUGCUGAGCCAAAGAGCCCAUUUCAGAUUUCACACGUGAGUGUAAAUAAGGAGGGAUGUCCUGGAACCAGCAGUGCUUCACUGGUGCAAAAGAGAAUCAGGCCAAACCACGUGAAUUCCUCCUCUCUUUGUAUUGAUAGGCGGUCAUCGAACCCCCCUGUGACUCGGCAUUUACUGUUUUGUUUGUAUUCCCAUGAUUUUGGAAGCAAGAUUUUAAGCACAGUAGAGUCACUAAUUUUGACUGCGUCCGGCAUUGCCUUGGAGAGACUCACUGUCAUUCUACAAGUCCACAAGAAACAA